Messenger RNA from Drosophila simulans, 4973 nucleotides. It is a transcript of the gene app, whose product is annotated as palmitoyltransferase app. Gene Ontology annotation, molecular function: protein-cysteine S-palmitoyltransferase activity. Gene Ontology annotation, biological process: peptidyl-L-cysteine S-palmitoylation; protein targeting to membrane. Gene Ontology annotation, cellular component: Golgi apparatus; endoplasmic reticulum. The transcript has 11 exons. The record is from RefSeq and is a predicted model, not a curated record. Bases 1580 to 3847 code for a protein of 755 amino acids. NCBI's taxonomy places the organism in Eukaryota, Metazoa, Arthropoda, Insecta, Diptera, Drosophilidae.
UUUAACAUACCCGAAAUUCGGACACACCGUCGUCAGUUUGUUUUCAUUUCAACUUUGCGUCGGGUUCACUCCAAUUUUCGCACCGGAGGCGCGCAUUUCAAUUAAAUUCGGGAGAGCGCUGAAUGCGCACGCUGUUUCGUUAACCGUUCAUAUAUUUAAAGACGAAAAACAUUGCACAGUUAAAACACCUAUAACUACAAAGUAAACAAGUGAAGACAAACCAAUAUCUACUGUAUAUUAUUUUAACAACUGUAUAAUCCAACACUAUUUUAACCGAAAAUCUGUAAAAAAAAGUCUAUAAAACUAUAUUUUCGUGAAAUUAACGCGUGUAAUCGAAAAGCGUUCGAGUAUUUAAUCAUCAUCGAAGGCGAAUGUCGAAAAGUGUUCCGAGGUCAAUGUUUCUGUUUCUGCUGCUGGCAACUCAUCGCCUAAAUUAAGUACACAAUCUGCAGCGAGUUCAGCGAGCAGGCGGAUAAAGGACUGACUGACCCGCUCAAACAGGACUAAAACCAGCCAAACCAAUUCGACGCCAAUUUUAACUACUGUUGGUGGCGCCAGCAGCGAAUAGCGAAUAAUUGAAUCAUAAAGGACACGGACGGGCCACCCAAAAGGAUCCAGAAUUCAGGAUCAACAAAGCCGAGCAAAUAAUUGCUAUAUAGUCUGUGUGUGUGUGUGUGCGCGCACGGAACGUGGUCUCCCCACCCCAUUUCCGGUGGGUGGAAAAAGGGGAGUGGCAGCAGCGCUGGCAAACGAAGGCGGCUGCAGGGAAAUGACAGCCGUCCUGCUUUAAUUAAAGCCGGGACGUGGGCGUGUGGGCGUGAGGCCCGAAAGUGUGCGCUGCAAUAAAAGGAGGAAACUGAAACGCAAUGUGGCUGAUGCCGCGGACCGUGGACAACGCAACAAAGUGGACGAAAUUGCUUUUGGAACAUUACAGGAUACCACUGGAGGUGGACAGCAGUAGCGGCAGCAGCGGACCAGGCAUUAAUUUUGAUUAAAUUCACCUGAGAACAUUCGCCUUCAAAAUAGCAACUAACAAACGAACGACAAAAACUACAAACUACAGAAUAAAGCUAAAUCAAACUUUAAGUGAACAUUUCAAGCAGCGGCGCGGUGUGCAUGAAAUUCACAGGAGAUAGCAGCCAACAGGAUCGGGAGCAGCAGGAGACAUCUUGUGGAAGUCGGUUUUGCGUGCCGCAGGCAUUGCAACAGCCACACAUGAACACGUCGCUGUGACACGAGGUGGUGCGGAGCGAAGGGAGGCGUCGUCGGUCGCCAGGACGCCAGGAAAACAGCAUAAUUUCGUCAACGGCAGCCGUUUGAACUGUCGUCGCCAGAGCAUAACCCACCAUUCCCCAGGAUCCCGAAACCCCAAACCCAAAUCCCCAACCCGGCCCACAUCAUCAGCAGCGGCAGGAGCAGCAGAAGAGUCAGGAAAGGCGUCACUGUCACAGUCAGCGAUUGUUGUCAGCAAAGGAAAAGUAACAGAAUCGGGGGAACCAGCAGCAGCAGCAGGAGCAGGACCUGGCAUAGCAACACCAUCCUAUCCAAAACUUAAUCCCCAUUCGCCACGACCGCCCCGAUGAAUCUGCUGUGCUGCUGUUGUUGCAGUAACAUGGCACCAAACCAGCGCGUCACACGCAAAUGGGAACUGUUUGCCGGACGCAAUAAAUUCUACUGCGAUGGAUUGCUAAUGUCCGCACCGCACACAGGCGUCUUCUACUUGACGUGCAUCCUGAUUACCGGCACCAGUGCGCUCUUCUUUGCCUUCGACUGUCCCUUUCUGGCGGACAGCAUAAAUCCGGCCAUUCCGAUUGUGGGAGCGGUACUAUACUUCUUCACGAUGAGCUCCUUGCUGCGCACAACCUUCACGGAUCCGGGCGUCAUACCGCGAGCCUCCAACGAUGAGGCCGCCUAUAUUGAAAAGCAAAUUGAGGUGCCAAACUCGCUGAACAGUCCCACAUAUCGACCGCCGCCGAGGACCAAGGAGGUCCUGGUCAAAGGACAAACGGUCAAGCUGAAAUACUGCUUCACCUGCAAGAUCUUCCGGCCGCCGAGAGCCUCGCACUGCAGCCUGUGCGACAACUGCGUGGACCGCUUCGAUCACCACUGUCCCUGGGUGGGAAACUGCGUGGGCAAGCGGAAUUAUCGGUUCUUUUACUUGUUUCUAGUCUCAUUGGCAUUUUUAGCUGUAUUUAUAUUCUCGUGCUCUGUGACGCAUUUAGUUUUAUUGAUGAAGAAGGAGCACGAGGUCUUUAAUGUAAUCAAGGCGGCGCCCUUCACUGUGAUUGUUGUGUUCAUUUGCUUCUUCUCGAUAUGGUCGGUGAUCGGCCUGGCCGGCUUCCAUACCUAUCUGACGACUAGCGAUCAGACAACCAACGAGGAUCUCAAGGGAUCCUUCUCCUCCAAAGGCGGUCCACGCACCCAAAAUCCCUAUUCGCGGGGCAACAUUUGCCUGAACUGCUGUCACAUCCUGUGCGGACCCAUGACGCCCUCGCUGAUCGAUAGACGCGGCAUCGCCACCGACGAGUUCAUCCAGCAGAUGCAGCACCAGUCGAGUCCUCGGCACGCACUGAGCGAUGUGCUGAGUGCCUCGCACAUGGUCACCACCUCGCAGCCCAUGAUGGGCGUUAUGGGUGGUGGUGGCAUCGGUGGUGCCGGCGGCGGGAUCAGCAUUGGUGGAGCGGAGCUAAAGCCCCGAUUCUACGACGAGUCCAAUCCCUCCUCCUCGACACUGGAGGGCAACGGAGGUGCCAUCAAUGGCCAUGGGAAUGGCCAUGGCAACGGCUUCGAUCAUCCGCCGCCCAGUUACGACCUGGUCCAAAACGGUAAGUCCCGCAAGCAUCACCAGCAGCGCUGCUCCCUGCAAACCCUGCUGCCGGCCAGUGCCCAGCAGCAGUUCAAGGCCAGCAAACACAAACACAAGCAACUGAAGCAGCACCUGGUGGCCGCCGAGUUGCAGCAACAUGAGGGCGGUCCAGGACCGGGUCCAAAUUCGCCCUCGCUACUGCGCUCGCCGGCCACGUCCUCCUCCUACCGGUUGAACCUCAAGCGAUCGCUGCACCUGCCGCUGACACCGUCGUACGACGAUGUCCGCCACUCGCCGCUCCCGCUGCUGCAUCACCACGUUCAUGCCCAGCAGACCACAGCCAUUGGCACAGUGGCAGCAGCAGCAGCGGCGGUGGCAUCCGGCGCCAGCGGCACCCAUGCCGGCACCGGCACUGGUACGGGUGGUUCCUCCUCCUCCGCCACCACCACCGCACCCACUUCGGUGUCCGUGUCGUUGGCCACGGCACCGCCGCCGCUGGCGCCACGACGCCCGUCGACGCUGCAGCUGCAGGCCAGCGGAGCGAUCUCCGCCAGCAACAGCACCUUGACCACCAUACACACUACGGCGCCACAAGCGCCGGCGCCCACGGACUUCAAAUACUAUUCGCCGCAACGCAGCACCGACUCCAAUCUGAUGAGGAACUAUCCGUUCCCGAAGGCGGCACGCGGAAUGCGCCGUCAGUCGACCAUGUCGGUGGACUCGCAGAAAGUUAAUAUAGCCGGCUAUCAGCCGCUGCCGAUGCGGAAGCCGUACAAGCACCAGGAGGUGAUGUUCGAACUGAAGUCGCCGACCAACCGGCUGACGAUUCGCGAGUGCGACUUUGGCGGUGGCGGUGAACCCUGCGAUGACGAUCAGUCGAUCAAGGACAGCCAGAUCUUUCGUGUUAGUAAACGAAAUCUUUAUAUGAAUCACCGGUCGCCGUGGAAGGAGCGCGACCGCUACUCCAAUCUCUACGAGUAUUCGUUCAACAUCGAUCUCAACUCGAUCAUCGAGGAUGCGGCGGGCAGUGACUCGUCAUAGUACGCAGCAGCAGUCCGCUGCUCCGCCGCCAUGGGCCACGGUCACGUCCAUCGCAUCGGUGGGCUGGUCCGUCUCCUGGUCAUCCUCCUCGAUCGGUUGUUGGGCGCUGUACAUAAGGCCGGGCCCUGGCCAGCCCGAUUCCUAAUGCUUCCACGCUUUUGCUAAGGCGCCACAUCGGGUCCAGUUUUCCGGAAUGUGCCCCACUUAUUUGGGGCUACUCUGUUUAGCUUUAGACUCGAGAGCAGCUUUUCGAUUAUGGCUAUAACUAGGACUUCGUUUAGGAUUUAAUAUAAGGGCUUGACUAGGCAUUGAUUAAGUUUUUUGAAUAGUUUGCAAUGUACAUACAUAUAUUUUUUAAUCAAGGCUGCAUUUGUUGACCGAACUAUUUUGAAACGGUUCGGGUUUUUUUCGAAUUCGGCCUGCAUUCACUUAUCCAUGAAACUUAAUUUAUAAAGAAAACUUGCUUAUUUUCACUAUAAGAUUCAAAACUAAAUGUUAGUUUAAGUUUAAAACCAUAUAACCGGGUAAUUUUGCCCAAAAGGCGCCUUUUUUCACCAUCUAUUUACCAUUUAUCAAUGUGAUUUCUUUGAUUUCGAUUUGCAAGCAAAUAUUUUGCUCAACUGAGUGUUGAAAACUUGGAGCCAAAGCAACGGAGCGAAUAAAUUUAAAAGUUUGCAGCCUUGAUUUUAACUUUGAGGGAAUCUAUCACAGUCUGAUUGUGGCACAUUUGUGAGACUCACUUGGCUUCCAGGAUGCGCAUAGUUGUUAGUGCAAAUGUAACUGCUACCCUUUUGCAGCCUGAAAAUCCGCAUCUGAAUCCGUAUCCGUAUUCGUAUUCGAAUCUGCAUUUGUGUGUUUGCACUAGUCCCCCUUUUGUAGAAGUCGAACUUGUAUUUGAUUUGUGUUUAAUGUUUGAAACCACCAACCCUUGCCGUAGACUUCCCCACGCUCCACGUUCCACCUCCAGUUCCAGUUCCAGUCCCCCCGAAAAACUUGGUUCAUAGAAACUUUUGCGUUUAUAUAGCACCUGCUUCCCAGGCUAGGUGCGUCGGAUCCCUCCUGCUGCAAGAUGCGUUUGCAAUAGGGGGCGACUCGGCGCCAGGGGCCGCUAAAUGCCACCCGUGUA